CGGCAGCCGCGGUAGCGGAGAAGACUGAAGCUCCGAGGAGCUGCAUCUGCGGCAACCUGUGUGCUGAGCUACGUGUCUCCUGGCUCCGACCUAGCUCGCAGCUCCCCCCAGUCUCACUCCAUUCCUUCCCCACCUGGUGCGCACCUGCUCAAGACCUGGGUCCUGCCAAGCGCUAGGAGGGCGCGUGCCAGGGGCAGUAGGGAACUGCGGAGCGCGCGCGCCAUGGGGCCGCCGCCUGGGGCCGGGGUCUCCUGCCGCGGUGGCUGCGGCUCUUCCAGAUUGCUGGCAUGGUGCUUCCUGCUGACCCUGAGUCCGCAGGCACCCGGUUCCCGGGGGGCCGAAGCAGUGUGGACCGCGUACCUCAACGUGUCCUGGCGGGUUCCGCACACCGGAGUGAACCGUACGGUGUGGGAGCUGAGCGAGGAGGGCGUGUACGGCCAGGACUCACCGCUGGAGCCUGUGGCUGGGGUCCUGGUACCGCCCGACGGGCCCGGGGCGCUCAACGCCUGUAACCCGCACACGAAUUUCACGGUGCCCACGGUUUGGGGAAGCACCGUGCAAGUCUCUUGGUUGGCCCUCAUCCAGCGCGGCGGGGGCUGCACCUUCGCAGACAAGAUCCAUCUGGCUUAUGAGAGAGGGGCGUCUGGAGCCGUCAUCUUCAACUUCCCCGGGACCCGCAAUGAGGUCAUCCCCAUGUCUCACCCGGGUGCAGGAGACAUUGUUGCAAUCAUGAUCGGCAAUCUGAAAGGCACAAAAAUUCUACAAUCUAUUCAAAGAGGCAUACAAGUGACAAUGGUCAUAGAAGUAGGGAAAAAACAUGGCCCUUGGGUGAAUCACUAUUCAAUUUUUUUCGUUUCUGUGUCCUUUUUUAUUAUUACGGCAGCAACUGUGGGCUAUUUUAUCUUUUAUUCUGCUCGAAGGCUACGGAAUGCAAGAGCUCAAAGCAGGAAGCAGAGGCAAUUAAAGGCAGAUGCUAAAAAAGCUAUUGGAAGGCUUCAACUACGCACACUGAAACAAGGAGACAAGGAAAUUGGCCCUGAUGGAGACAGUUGUGCUGUCUGCAUUGAAUUGUAUAAACCAAAUGAUUUGGUACGCAUCUUAACCUGCAACCAUAUUUUCCAUAAGACAUGUGUUGACCCAUGGCUGUUAGAACACAGGACUUGCCCCAUGUGCAAAUGUGACAUACUCAAAGCUUUGGGAAUUGAGGUGGAUGUUGAAGAUGGAUCAGUGUCUUUACAAGUCCCUGUAUCCAAUGAAAUAUCUAAUAGUGCCUCCUCCCAUGAAGAGGAUAAUCGCAGCGAAACCGCAUCAUCUGGAUAUGCUUCAGUACAGGGAGCAGAUGAACCGCCUCUGGAGGAACACGUGCAGUCAACAAAUGAAAAUCUACAGCUGGUAAACCAUGAAGCAAAUUCUGUGGCAGUGGAUGUUAUUCCUCAUGUUGACAACCCAACCUUUGAAGAAGACGAAACUCCUGAUCAAGAGACUGCUGUUCGAGAAAUUAAAUCUUAAAAUCUGUGUCAAUAGAAAACUUGAACCAUUAGUAAUAACAGAACUGCCAAUCAGGGCCUAGUUUCUAUUAAUAAACUGGAUAAAUUUAAUAAAAUAAGAGUGAUACUGAAAGUGCUCAGAUGGCUAAUACUAUGCUAUAGUUAAAUGGCUUAAAAUAUUUAACCUGUUAACUUUUUUCCACAAACUCAUUAUAAUAUUUUUCAUAGGCAAGUUUCCUCUCAGUAGUGAUAGCAACAUUUUUAGACAUUCAAAACUGUCUUCAAGAAGUCACGUUUUUCAUUUAUAACAAUUUUCUUAUAAAAACAUGUUGCUUUUAAAAUGUGGAGUAGCUGUAAUCACUUUAUUUUAUGAUAUAUCUUAAUGAAAAAUACUACUACUUUAGCUUGGGCUAUAUGUGUCAGGGUUUUUCUCCAGGUGCUUAUAUUGAUCUGGAAUUGUAAUGUUAAAAGCAAUGCAAACUUAGACUAGUACUUCUUGAAAUGUCUAUUUAAGCUGCUUUAAGUUAAUAGAAAAGAUUAAAGCAAAAUAUUCAUUUUAACUUUUUCUUGUUUUUAAAAUUAGGCUAAAUGUACUUCAUGUGAGUGUCAACCAUAGUUUAUCAGAGAUUAUGGACUUAAUUGAUUGGUAUAUUAGUGACAUCAACUUGACACAAGAUUAGACAAAAAAUUCCUUACAAAAAUACUGUGUAACUAUUUCUCAAACUUGUGGGAUUUUUCAAAAGCUCAGUAUAUGAAUCAUCAUACUGUUUGAAAAUGGUAAUGACAGAGUAAGUAACACUAAUAUUGGUCAUUGAUCUUCGUGCAUGAAUUAGUCUACAGAAAAAAAAGUUCUGUAAAAUUAGUCUGUUGAAAAUGUUUUCCAAACAAUGUUACUUUGAAAAUUGAGUUUAUGUUUGACCUAAAUGGGCUGAAAUUACAUUAGAUAAACUAAAAUUCUGUCCAUGUAACUAUAAAUUUUGUGAAUGCAUUUUCCUGGUGUUUGAAAAAGAAGGGGGGGAGAAUUCCAGGUGCCUUAAUAUAAAGUUUGAAGCUUCAUCCACCAAAGUUAAAUAGAGCUAUUUAAAAAUGCACUUUAUUUGUACUCUGUGUGGCUUAUCUUUUGUUUUAGAAUUUUGUUCAACUUAUAGCAGAAUUUAGGCAAAAAUAAAACAGACAUGUAUUUUUGUUUGCUGAAUGGAUGAAACCAUUGCAUUCUUGUACGCUGAUUUGAAAUGCUGUAAAUAUGUCCCAAUUUGUAUUGAUUAUCUUUAAAUAUAAAAUGUAAAUAAAAUAUUCCAAUAAAAGUUUGUGUCUGGUGUUAGUUUAA
Molecule: messenger RNA, 2814 nt
Organism: Symphalangus syndactylus (siamang)
Lineage: Eukaryota; Metazoa; Chordata; Mammalia; Primates; Hylobatidae
Gene: RNF128
Product: ring finger protein 128
Source: RefSeq, a predicted model, not a curated record